This is a messenger RNA of Pungitius pungitius (ninespine stickleback), 3733 nucleotides long. It is a transcript of the gene usp44, whose product is annotated as ubiquitin specific peptidase 44. Gene Ontology annotation, molecular function: cysteine-type deubiquitinase activity; zinc ion binding. The transcript has 6 exons. Gene Ontology annotation, biological process: protein deubiquitination. NCBI's taxonomy places the organism in Eukaryota, Metazoa, Chordata, Actinopteri, Perciformes, Gasterosteidae. The record is from RefSeq and is a predicted model, not a curated record. Bases 334 to 2574 code for a protein of 746 amino acids. Gene Ontology annotation, cellular component: cytoplasm.
UAACACAGCUUUAAAUACGGAAACAUUGUUAAUAGAAGAAAGGUGAACGUCUCCCGCCUCCCGUCGUCAUUGUAAACAACAACAACAACAACAACGUCACGUAUCGAGGACGCGCUCGAGCCAGCACCACGCGACAGGGACUGACAAGAUGGCGGUCCCUUUGGAACCAGAGGAGUCCUGGCCGUGAAGGAGAGGCUCGAAGCCAUCAUGCCCGGGGAGGGUCCCAAUUCUCAACUGCCGGUGUGAAACGUUGACACACACACACACAGCACACGCAGACUGGCACACAGACGGUCAGUGGCUGACUGACUGACAGCAGGCCGGGCGUGUGCAAUGGACAGGUGUAAGCAUGUGGGGCGGUUGCGGCUGGCCCCGGACCACUCCAUCCUCAACCCCCAGAAGUGGCACUGUGUCGACUGCAACACCAGCGAGUCCAUAUGGGCCUGCCUGGGCUGCGCCCACGUGGCCUGCGGGCGCUACAUCGAGGAACACGCCCUGCAGCACUUCCAGCAGCAGCGCCACCCGCUGGCGAUGGAGGUCAACGAGCUCUACGUGUUUUGCUACCUGUGCGACGACUACGUCCUGAACGACAACGCCACCGGAGACCUGAAGCUGCUGCGCAGCACGCUCAGCGCCAUCCAGAGCCAGCGCUAUGAGGUCACCACGCGCAGCGGACGCACCCUGCGCUCCGCCAGCGCCGCCCCCGACGCCCCGGUGCCGUCCGGCGCCCGCGAGCUGCAGCUGAGGGACGAGGACAGGAUGUUCACGGCGCUCUGGCACCGCCGCAGGACGCUCAUGGGACGCGUCUUCCGCCUGUGGUUUGCGCUGACCGAUUGCGGAAAGCAGAGGGAGGAAGAAGAGCGGAGGAGGGAGGAGGAGGAGGAGCAGAAGAGGGAGGCGCGGGAGAGGAGGCAGGCUCUGAAGAGGCAGCUGCAGGAGGAGAUGGAGAACGCCCCUCUCAGGAAGAGCCGCCGUUUACGCCGGAGGAGCAAGCGAGAGGCACCGCCGGCGCUCACGGCGGCGUCUCAGAGGACGCGCAACCGGACAAAACCCCCCGUGGCUCCUCCCCUCGCCCGCAGGCCGAGGACCCGCAGCCCCGCCGCCGCUCCCCCGAGGAGGAGCGUGAGACCGAAAAAGGCCCAACCCGCUCCCAAACCCCGCACACGUUCCGCCGCCGCCAGCAAACCGAGGCGCAAAACGCCCUCGGCGGCCCCCUGUUCCGCCCGAACCCCCGUCCCCCGCAAGCAGGGCGCCAAACAGAGCGGCUCGCCCUUCAAGCGGCGUCCCACUGUCACUCCUGGGGUGACGGGCCUGAGGAACUUGGGCAACACGUGCUACAUGAACUCGAUCCUGCAGGUGCUGAGCCACCUGCACGUCUUCCGGGAGUGCUUCCUGCGCCUGGACCUGACGCAGGCGCUGGAGCUGCUGGCGUCCGCCGUCCAAGGCCAACUGGCGGCGAGUCCCCGGGAGUCCCAGUCCCCCCCGACCCAAAGGCGGGGCUUCCAGGCCAGUCGGGGUUCCGGGGCGGGGCUGAGCGGCGGCGCCUCCCGGACCCGCAGCAUGGAGCUGAUACAACCCAAAGAGCCCAGCUCCAAGCACAUCUCCCUCUGCCACGAGCUGCACACCUUGUUCCAGGUGAUGUGGUCGGGCAAGUGGGCGCUGGUGUCGCCCUUCGCCAUGCUCCACUCGGUGUGGCAGCUGAUCCCGGCGUUCCGGGGCUACGCCCAGCAGGACGCGCAGGAGUUCCUGUGCGAGCUGCUGGACAAAGUGCAGCGCGAGCUGGAGAGCACCGGCAAGCACACGACCACCGGGGGGGUCCCGCAGAAACGGCUCAUCAAGCAGGUGCUCAGCGUGGUCAACACCAUCUUCCACGGCCAGCUCCUCAGCCAGGUGACGUGCCUGGCCUGCGACCAUCGCUCCAACACCGUGGAGCCCUUUUGGGACCUGUCCCUGGAGUUCCCCGAGCGUUACCACAGCAACAGCCGCGAGUCGGCCGCUCAGGCCUCGUGUCACCUGACGGAGAUGCUGGCCAAGUUCACGGAGACCGAAGCGCUGGAGGGGAACAUCUACGCCUGCGAGCAGUGCAACUCUGCUCGCCGGCGGUCCUCCUCCAAACCGGGCCUCCUGACCGAGGCGCAGAAACGGCUCAUGGUGCACAAACUGCCUCAGGUCCUGCGGCUUCACCUCAAGCGCUUCAGGUGGUCCGGGCGGAACCACCGGGAGAAGAUCGGCGUCCACGUCCGCUUCGACCAGCUCCUCGACAUCGAGCCGUACUGCUGCCGCGAGCCCUCGCCCAAAGCGGCGCCCUGCUCCGCCCCCAGCAGCCCCGCCUCCCCGGUCUCGCCGCGCCCAAAGCACUUCCUGUACGACCUCUCCGCCGUGGUGAUGCACCACGGGAAGGGCUUCGGCUCCGGCCACUACACCUCCUACUGCUACAACACAGAGGGAGGCUUCUGGGUUCACUGUAACGACUCGAAGCUGAACGUGUGCUCGGUGGAGGAGGUGUGCCGCGCUCAGGCCUACAUCCUGUUCUACACGCAGCGGGUCACUCAGGACAAAGACCGGCCGCUAUAGGACCAGAGUGCCCUUCCUCCUCCUCCUCGGCUUCACCAACCGCCCCCCCUCCCUUCGGGCAUUUUUAUAUCCCAAGAGGAAAAUAAGUUUAUAUUUUUCUAAAUAAGAGGGGGAAAGAACUCCUUUUUAAAGCCUGGUUCUGCUUUGUGAACUUCUUGUACAUGUUGUUUAUUUGUAGAUUUUUUUUUAAAGAAAAUGGUGACGUGUGAUUUGCCUACAGGUGUAUUUUAUGAAAGAGGAUCAGCCAAGAUGUGUUCUCAGUAGCAGCCAUGAGACCUCUGGAGGCCGUACAGGUGCAUCUGCCCACUCGUUUUUUGUGGAUUGUAGAUGACGUUUUUGUUUUAAAUCAAGUGAAAAUGUCUCAAGUCACUUUAGAUAGUGGUCACAGAACUGGAUGUAACGUGUCAUUCACGCGCCCCCCCCCCCACCGUUGGCUAGAACCCUGGGAACAAAGACAGAAAUGCACUAAUUUCUACAGAAACGGUUGGUUGGUGCUGGGUUUUUUUUAAUGGGGUUUAGUUUCGGUGGGGGGGGGUGAACCUCAACCAAAGCCAGGAGGGUUAAUGGAAAAACCUCUCAGCCGUUGCGUUUAUUCUUUCUAAAGAAAAGCAAGUCUAAAAGCUGACCCAACCCCCCCGUUCCAGAAUGUAACUGUCCAGAGCCGUUCCGGGUCCAGUGUUCUGUUCAAGUGCCCUUCUUUUUGUAUAUUUUUUAUACCUCGAUUGUUGAGGGCUGAAAUCACUCAGACCAGCGUUCACACUAUGAAUGUAUUAUGUUGUUGAUCGUUGGGACACCAGCAGCAGCAGCGAUGACUGAUUCACCACUAAGUUUGUGUACAUGCUGUAUUUCAUUUACCAUCUGGUCAGUACAACAUCCAGAUUUCUGCAAUGUAUACAGAUGAAUAUUUAUCUCCAUACUGGAGAAAAACUGUACAACAUAAAAAAAGGUAUUCUCCACCUCAACCACGUUCCCUUCAAAGCACACUUUCAUGUUGUUUUCCUUCGUUGUCGGUGACUACUCGACGUGUGCGUUCAUGAAAGAAAUACUAUGCAAGUUGUUACCUCAAUAAAUGAGAAUAUUUUUUCAUUUUUCUACAUAAGGUGCGGGUGUCUUUGCUUUUUAUGGAGGAAGCUGUGGAAAUAUAUUUUCCAUAUAUUCC